AUCUUCAUGCCCCGCCGGUCUUCCGUUCUUGCUUUGCCACCGUCACCAACCAACUCCACGUCUUCGCUUUUGCUCACCGUUCCCGACGACGUGCUCCCGUCACUGCCUGCAGGGUUUAGACUGCCUUUAGAAUGGAUCGCCUUUGCGACGAGAUCCUCCAGAUUAUACUUAACGAGCUUGACGACCCCACAAACUUCAGCGUCGUAUCCAAACCGAUCUACGCCUUCACUCAGGAUCCGUAUGUCCGCGCCUCAUAUUUUCUCUCUCGCUACGGAAAAAUCCAAGCCCUUUAUUGGGCUUUAGGGAGGGGGAAGCUCAUUAAUAACAGGGUUAUCGAUAUCCUCCUGUCGUCAGGCGCUCACCUCUCGCGGUAUCUCGUCCAAUGCGUAAUUCAACAUUAUUAUCGUUCAUUAGUUCAUUUCAUCAAAUCUCCCUGGGCCCGGUCGUUGAGUUUCACUGUUGUCAACCAUUUACUGUCCAUUGCGGGUGAACGCUUCGGAAACAUUCCCGUCGGUAAAGGCGACGACGAUGGACAGAAGUUCAAUAACUUGUUGAAGGAGAGUCGGCUGUCUCCCGAGCAGAGAACUCUGAAGUGGGAGACGUUGCGGGAUAUCAUGGAAAAGUAUAAGUUUAUUCCUUUUUGUAAUAAGGACCCAAUGAUGUCGCAGUUUCCCCUUGUUCUCGCCAUCGAACCCCGUCUGUUGCCAUAUGCCCGAGCCAAUGGAUUCAAUAUGGAUCGGAAGUAUCGAAAUUUUGUGUUCCGCAAGAUGUUCGAGAAGGCAGCUGGCAUUGUCGAUAAUCGAACCAGUGAUAUUGUCAACAAUGUCCGACAACUCUCAGAACUGGAUUCCCAAAUGUUCCUCACUCGCACGGUAGCCGCUGAAAUUUGCAUGGAGGCCAAGUCGAAUGAAGCUGCAUAUAAUGCUCUCAAGAUACUUGAUAAGACUGGCGUCCUCAGAUUUGAACUUUCGUUGGUCGUUCAGGAUCUCAUUAAGUUAUUCAUCAACACGCGCUCGGUAGCGCACCUCACUACUCAUGCUGUACUCCGACAGUUAUUCCUAGAUUACCCUGCUAAGGAUCCUGUCGUCAGAGUCGUUCUCCUCUUACAGAUCUUCCUCUCAGAAAGGCCCACACAAGUCAUCAACUCUAACGGUCGCAUCGUCUUUGCAGACGCUUACAUCAGGUCCUGCAAGGAGAAAACUGAGGCACUCGGCCUAAACCCUGUCACUCGAGACGACUUAUUUGGUGUUCUCAUCAAUCGUUUUGCACCGGAGCGAUUCGACGGUGUGCUUGAAUACGCUCGGAGGGUAAUGGAGAUGUCUCGGAGCGAUCUGGAAGACCUUGUACAGGAAGUCGCUUUCAAGUGCCUCCAGAUCGGAUGCAAAGGCAGGAUGCUCGAGAAGAUGAUGACGAAUUAUUCAUUCCUUGUCGACUCUAUUCGAGAACACGUCAUGAAGCAUUAUAUGCUUCGAGUGGACGAUUUGCCAGCUUCGGAAAAUGAGAGGUUUUGUAAUUUGUACGAGGCUCCCUUGUGCAGGGAUUUUGUCAUGCCUAGACAUACCCCUCCCGUGUUCGAACACCUGUUGGCGCUCCAGCAGCAGCAACAGUCUGGGCAUCGGGAGGCUCUUGUCCGACACGAGGAUGUCGAGAUGCAGGACGUUGAAGAGGCCGCGCCCACACCGGACGACGAACUUGAAGAUACCGAUUAUAUUGGGCAGGACACCCUAUCCACUAUGAUCCGCAAAGACGAGACUCGCGGUCGCCGUAGGUUCUAUGAUUACCAUAUGAAUACCACCGAUACCGCAGGGAAACUAACAUAUCCCCUGGACUAUAUGCCAAUGGGUAAACUCAUUCGCAACACAUUUGGUGUUCGUAGCGGUGUAGCCGCUGUGUAUAUGCUACACGCUGUGGCUAAUGGAAAUCCUAUGUCUGUGCAAGCCCAUGUCUCCUUUGGAGAGUCUAUCUCGCUCAAUGCUCGAAUACCUGUGACCUUGAAGCAGUUCAAGAUCCUGGCGCGUCUGGGCAGAGCACCGACUUCUGCCCUGUUUGAUGACAUCGAAGCCGGCGCCGAGUUUUUCUUUAGUGAAGAGGACUAUCUCACACCUGAAGAACUAUCUGGGACACCUCGCAAGGUUCGCAAGCGACGGUAUUCUCGCAUUCGUGUCAAGAUCGUGACAGAAUACUCAGUGAAGACGGAAGACACUCCAGGCCCAUCGUGUCUAGCUACCCCUUCUCGCUCGUCUUCAGCUGGUAUCGGUGCCUCACCGCAAUCUCCAAGAGGGCUCAAGCGACCGAGGCGGAGUACGGCGUCGGCUGCUAAGAGCUAUGCUGUGCCUGAUAGCGAUGACGAAGACAUUGCGGAUGCGGAUGAUACUUUGCUUCGUCAGACCAACGCACAUUCCAAGAUGCGCAAGGAAGAGUCGAACAUGCAGAAGUGGAUCAAACAUCUCUCAGUGCUUUUGAAAGAAGAGCAACGCAAAUACAACGAGAAGAAAAAACGUGCUCAGGCAGCUAUUCCUCCGGGCACUAAAGUUCGCUUCGCCAGAAAUGAGUUCCUCCGGUCGUUAUCGUACCAACUCCUGCGUCUACGUAAAACGGACUUGGAAAGGCGACAACAGCUCUACGGGCCUGACGUCGCAAAUGAGAAUUAUAGCUCUGGAGAAGAAGAUGAGUAUCAGGAACGGACUCGGACAAAGCGGCGAAGGGUUGCAGCGUGACUUGUAGGUUAUUCUUCUGGAUUCGGUUCAUACAGCCUGCCUUUUCUCUCCCUCCCCCGGACUUUGCAUAUAUUCAAUCUCGCUAACCCGCAUCCCAUCAUUCACGUUAUGCAUUCACCCAUGUAUCAUAUCAUACCCUACUAAUCGAGAGUCAUCACCGUGUCUUCAAUGGAUCCUAUCAGGAUAGGG
Somion occarium is the source of this 2906-nucleotide messenger RNA. NCBI's taxonomy places the organism in Eukaryota, Fungi, Basidiomycota, Agaricomycetes, Polyporales, Cerrenaceae. The record is from the annotation of a GenBank genome assembly.